Sebastes umbrosus (honeycomb rockfish) is the source of this 3476-nucleotide messenger RNA. It is a transcript of the gene lig1, whose product is annotated as ligase I, DNA, ATP-dependent. Gene Ontology annotation, cellular component: mitochondrion; nucleus. The transcript is spliced from 27 exons. Gene Ontology annotation, biological process: DNA biosynthetic process; DNA repair; lagging strand elongation. Lineage: Eukaryota; Metazoa; Chordata; Actinopteri; Perciformes; Sebastidae. The coding region runs from base 278 to 3358 and encodes 1026 amino acids. Gene Ontology annotation, molecular function: DNA binding; ATP binding; DNA ligase (ATP) activity. The record is from RefSeq and is a predicted model, not a curated record.
CAAACAGAAAAGCGCUUGUCUUUGUCAUAACAGCCAAAUUUGCAGACCGGAAACGGAUCCGAUUUUAACUCGCGAGUGACUCCUCUAAUCUUUUUUUUAACGAUCUUUGGCUAAAAUGUUAUUUGGCGCCGAAUAUUGUAAGUUUUUUUUUGUGUCAUUCUGCAGCGCGGGAGUUGUUGUUUGUGUGUGGAUGUUGUUGCACCCUGUGCUGUAAAUUAACUCACCAUUAGUCUGAAUUAAUCACCUCUCUGAUAGAUAAUCAGCUGAAGACGACAACAUGCAGCGGAGCAUCGCAUCCUUCUUUCAGCCCAAGUGCAAGGACAAGGACAAGGACAGUCAGAAGAAAGCCACAGAUGAACCUGUGAAAAAACCUGCCAAAAGCCCUCUCAAGGUGCAGAACGGUGUCCAGAAAGCUGAUUCACCCAUCAAGAAGGUUGCCAAACGCAGCCGUCAGAUCCUGGACAGCGACGAUGACGAGGCGCCGGUCAUCAAAGAGCAAGUCGCUACCAAGGGACAAGGAGACAAAGAAGCUGCUGGUAAAACGGAAAAGAAGGAUGAUGUCUUUAAGGCAGUUCCCACCCCCAUGUCUCCUCCACCUGCCCCAGCCACCCCUGUGACCCCCGCCACUCCAGCCACCCCGGCCUCUACGGCUUCACCUGGGACCCCCAGCACUCCAAAAUCCACCUCCCCCUCUGAGAUCAUUAAACGCAAGACUGCGAGGAAGAUGUUCCCCAAGAGGAAGCUUGAUGAGAGCAAGAGCGCCAGUGAGAGUCAGAAAGACGAGGCCGGGGCCGAGGAGGAGCAGGGUCAGCAAAACAAACGACCCCGUGUGGAGAGCAGCGCCAGCAGCAGCGCAGGGAACGCCGAUGAACCCAUGGAGCAGGGAGCAAAGGAAGAAAGAGUUGAAAAGGCGGUGGCCGAGGCUAACAGCCCAGAUGAGUUGGAGGUGGAGAAGACGAAGAAGAAAGAGGAGGGAGAGGAGGCCGAGGAGGAGCGGGUGAAGAGCGAGAGCUCUGAUGAGGAAGAAAAGAACGCUGAGGGGGCGGAAAAGAAAAAUGAAGCAAAGGAGAAGACGGAUGAUGAGAAAGGGCCCGCCGAUGCCAAGAAGAAGAAGAAGAAGAAGAAGGAGGAGGAGGAGGAGGUGGUUGAAAAGGACACGCGAGAGGGAGAAGGGAGCCCAAAAAGUCAAACGGCGAGAAAGCAAAAAGAAGCAAAAGAGCAGAAAGAUAAGGAGCUGCCCAAGAAAGCCCCCAUCAGCAGUUUCUUUGCUCCGAGAAAAGCCACAGUGAAGACGGAGAAGCCAGAGAAGAAUGAAGGGGAGAAAAAGACGAGUGCAGAGAGGAAGACUUCCGCGGAGGAGAGCAAAGACACAAAAGGCGAGUCACCCUCAGGAGAAACGGACUACAAUCCGACCAGGCCCAACUACCAUCCUGUGGACCACGCCUGCUGGAAACAGGGCCAAAAAGUGCCGUACUUGGCGGUGGCUCGCACCUUUGAGAAGAUUGAAGACGACUCUGGCAGGCUGAGAAACAUCGAGACGCUGUCGAACCUGCUCCGCUCCGUGCUGCUGCUCUCUCCAGACGACCUGUUGUGCUGUGUGUACCUGUGUUUGAACCAGCUGGGCCCUGCCUACCUGGGGAUGGAGCUUGGUGUUGGAGAGACGGUGCUGAUGAAAGCUGUUGCUCAAGCAACUGGGCGACAAUUGGAUAAAAUCAAGGCAGAGGCGCAGGAGAAAGGCGAUUUGGGCCUUGUGGCGGAGAGUUCCCGUAGCAACCAGCGCACGAUGUUCCAGCCGGCCAGUCUGACAGCAGGGGGCGUGUUCAGGAAAUUGAAGGAAAUCGCCAGCAUGAGUGGGAACUCGGCCAUGAAUAAGAAAAUCGACAUCAUCAAAGGCCUCUUUGUGGCAUGCCGCUUUUCCGAGGCCCGCUACAUAGUCAGGUCCCUGGCUGGGAAGCUGAGGAUAGGCCUGGCUGAGCAGAGUGUCCUAUCGGCACUAAGCCAGGCUGUGUGCCUGACCCCCCCUGGACAAGGUUUCCCCCCCGCUGUGCUUGACGCAGGAAAGGGGAUGAGCGCCGAGAGCAGGCGGGCUUGGAUCGAAGAGAAGAGCCUCAUUCUCAAACAGACUUACUGCGAGAUGCCCAAUUACGACGUCCUUAUCCCCGUUCUGCUUAAAGAAGGCAUUGACGAGCUGCCCAAUCACUGCAAGCUCACUCCAGGCGUUCCGCUGAGACCCAUGUUGGCUCACCCCACCAAGGGUGUCGGCGAGGUGAUGAAGAGGUUUGACGAAGCGGCGUUCACCUGCGAGUACAAAUACGACGGAGAGCGCGCACAGAUUCACAUUCUGGAGAGUGGCGAGGUUCGAGUAUUCAGUCGCAACCAGGAAGACAACACCACCAAAUACCCCGAUAUCAUCUCUCGCAUUCCCAAGGUGAAGAACGACUCUGUGGUGUCUUGCGUCCUGGACGCGGAGGCGGUGGCCUGGGAUCGUGAGAAGAAACAGAUCCAGCCCUUCCAGGUCCUCACCACCCGUAAGAGAAAGGACGUGGAUGCCUCCGAGAUCAAAGUCCAAGUGUGUGUGUACGCCUUUGACCUCCUCUAUCUCAACGGCGAGUCCCUGGUGCGACAGCCGUUGUGUCGGCGUCGGGCUCUGCUGAAAGAAAGCUUCUCGGAGGUGGAGGGAGAGUUUGUGUUCGCCCGAUCCAUCGACUCCGACAACACUGACUCCAUCGCAGAGUUCCUGGAGCAGUCUGUCCGAGACUCCUGCGAGGGUCUGAUGGUGAAGACUCUGGAGAAAGAUGCCACCUAUGAGAUUGCCAAGCGCUCUCACAACUGGCUCAAGCUGAAGAAGGACUACCUGGACGGGGUGGGUGACACAGUUGACCUGUGUGUGAUUGGCGCCUACCUGGGGAAAGGCAAGAGAGCGGGCGCCUACGGGGGCUUCCUGCUGGCCUGCUAUGACGACGAGAAUGAGGAGUUCCAGUCCGUCUGCAAGAUCGGGACAGGCUUCAAGGAUGAAGAUCUGGAGCAGCAUUACAAGUUCUUAAAGGAGCACAUUCUGCCGAAGCCCCGUGCCUACUACCGUAUCGACCAAUCAGCAGAGCCCGACGUGUGGCUGGACGCCAUGCAGGUCUGGGAAGUGAAGUGUGCCGACCUGUCGCUGUCGCCCAUCUACAAGGCCGGCAUGGGAUUGGUGGAUCCAGAAAAGGGCAUUUCUCUGCGGUUCCCCCGCUUCCUUCGGAUCAGAGAUGACAAGAAGCCCGAGGACGCCACGACUGGAGCUCAGAUUGCUGAUUUGUACAAGAAGCAGCAGCAGAUUCAGAAUCAGGGGGAGAAAGCUGACCCGGAGGACUACUACUGAUCAUCUGUAGUCAUCAGCAGAGGAUCAUAAAUAAUAGCAAUUUCAAAAAUAAUUGUAAAUAGCUUCUUUUCUUUUUGUAAAGUCGAAUGAAAAUAAAGGCUCCUGCCAGUUUUAAGCA